CUGUCUGCUGACAGGUAGGAAAUGCAAAUAGAGGCAGAGAGAGCUGCUGCUCGCUCUCAGUAGCCUAUAUCACACACUUUCAAUCUUUGAAACCAUUUGCAUCCAGAGGGACUGAAACAAAGAGCUCUCCUCAUGACUUGAGCUGUGAGGUCUGAGCCCACACCAUAACCAUGAGUUUUCUUGGAAAACUGAAGAACCGUGGACCUCCAGCCCCUCCAAGGAGAACAGACAACAACGCAGGGUUUCAAUGGCCACAAGAUGAAUUUGAUGAUGAAGACGGGGACAUGUAUGAAGUUCCUCCCUGUGAGCGUCAGCCUGUCAAGGUCCCACAGACACAAGUGCAGGAAAACAUUUACUUAGAAAGGACAUCUCGCAAUGAAGUCCCCCCUCCUCCCAGACCGUCCAAAUCCUCGAUACCACAAAGCGCAGGAAAACCUCCAGAAAUAGACAGAAAUGAGAAGCCUGGAAGGAGAAAGAUGCCUGAUCCUCCAGCCCGCCCUGCUCCCGCGCCAGUUCCUUUACCCGAGGAAGAUGUUUAUCUGGAUCCAAAUGUGGAAGAGGAAGAUAGUGAUGACGUGUAUUUGGAGCCAGAAGCAUCCUGCCCUCCUGCCCCAAUCAGAGGGAUUUCAUCACCAAAGCUUCCUCCUCCAAAGCCCAUGAUGAAACCACCAGUACCAAGAGCUGUGACUCAACCAUCAUUUCCUGCUAUUCACGACUUGAAGACCCCUGAAGACAGACGUGCCAGUCUUCCCAGUCAGAAAGCGCUACGAACCCGUGCUUCAAAUCCCUGUUUGCCUCCAGAUCUGGUACCACCCAAACCUAUACCUUCUUUCUCUCCAAUGGGAGACUACAAACCUGGGGGUGGCAGCAGACUGACAAAACUGUCUGGGAAUGAGGAUAAGGAAUGGUUUGCUGGAGACUGCAACAGACAGACAGCUGAGAGCCUCUUAAACAGAGUCAGGAAGGAUGGUGCCUUCCUGAUUCGCUACAGCUCUGACAAACGCCCUCAACAGCCGUACACCCUCGCUGUUCUCUACCAGCAGAAGGUCUACAACAUUCCCAUCCGUUUUAUCGAAGAAUCACAGGGAUACGCACUUGGAAAGGAGGGCAAGAAGAAUGAAGAGAUGUUUAGCAGUCUGGAUGAGAUGAUAUCUUAUCAUAAGAAUAACCAAAUACUUCUGAUUGACAGCAAGAGCCAGGCCAAGCACACUGCAAACCUAACACAGCCUGUGCGACUUUGAACCUACACUAAUGACAUGCUUUGUUGGAAUCUGAAAUAAGGCAAAAACUGGGACUUUUUUUUAUGAAAACAAUGAAAUUUAACUUGUGUUCUUUCCAUUUCUUUCUAUUUUGUUCAAGUUUGUUCAUAUUUUACUACUGUUGAUGGGUGUAAACACUACAAACACUAUGAUAAGAUAUUUUUGUGUUUUUUUUCUCCGUUUUCCAAGCUUUGCUACUGAUGUAUCCUAGUGAGUGUAGCUGGUCUCCUGGAUGGAACUGUAGAAGCUGGUGGCUCAACCUGCUUCCUCUCAUGGUGAAAAAAAAUCUCCUUUGGGUUCAAACCAUGAAUCUGUAACCUGGAGUAUCAGACGGUAGAACAACAAAUGUGUGGUAUUUACUUUUUUGUGCUUAAACAAAAAUAUUUUCAGUCUCACACCUCUUCUGUCAUCUACAAACGUGCUAAGAUUGAAUUAAUUGUAU
Cyprinodon tularosa is the source of this 1701-nucleotide messenger RNA. RefSeq names its product B-cell linker protein. The coding region runs from base 171 to 1241 and encodes 356 amino acids. Gene Ontology annotation, biological process: intracellular signal transduction; cell surface receptor protein tyrosine kinase signaling pathway. The transcript is spliced from 19 exons. The record is from RefSeq and is a predicted model, not a curated record. NCBI's taxonomy places the organism in Eukaryota, Metazoa, Chordata, Actinopteri, Cyprinodontiformes, Cyprinodontidae.